Diospyros lotus (date-plum) is the source of this 1545-nucleotide messenger RNA. Its product is annotated as polyubiquitin-like. Gene Ontology annotation, cellular component: nucleus; cytoplasm. The transcript has 2 exons. The record is from RefSeq and is a predicted model, not a curated record. Gene Ontology annotation, molecular function: protein tag activity; ubiquitin protein ligase binding. NCBI's taxonomy places the organism in Eukaryota, Viridiplantae, Streptophyta, Magnoliopsida, Ericales, Ebenaceae. Bases 181 to 1326 code for a protein of 381 amino acids. Gene Ontology annotation, biological process: protein ubiquitination; modification-dependent protein catabolic process.
GGAAAUCCGGAAAAAAAAAGCGCAAAAAAUAGGAAAAAGUCGGUCGGAGUCCUCUCUCUCAGUUGUCAUGGGCAGUUGCGUCAUUUAAAUUGAGGAAUUCUCUUGCAAUUCUCUCACAAUUCCCUCGCAGUUCAGUUUCAGAUAGAUAAAGCACGAAAUCCCCAGAAAGACUCUCUCAAGAUGCAAAUCUUUGUGAAAACGCUUACUGGCAAGACCAUCACGCUUGAGGUGGAAAGCUCAGACACCAUUGACAAUGUAAAAGCCAAGAUCCAGGAUAAGGAAGGGAUUCCCCCCGACCAGCAGAGGUUGAUCUUCGCUGGAAAACAGCUUGAGGAUGGUCGCACUCUUGCUGACUACAACAUUCAAAAGGAAUCCACCCUCCACUUGGUCCUGCGUCUCAGAGGUGGUAUGCAGAUCUUUGUUAAGACUCUCACAGGCAAGACCAUUACCCUUGAGGUGGAAAGCUCGGACACCAUUGACAAUGUAAAAGCCAAGAUCCAGGAUAAGGAAGGGAUUCCCCCAGACCAGCAGAGGUUGAUCUUCGCUGGCAAACAGCUUGAGGAUGGUCGCACUCUUGCUGAUUAUAACAUUCAAAAGGAGUCCACCCUUCACUUGGUCCUCCGUCUCAGGGGUGGCAUGCAGAUAUUUGUGAAGACCCUUACUGGCAAGACCAUCACCUUGGAAGUUGAGUGUUCUGACACUAUCGACAAUGUGAAAGCCAAGAUUCAGGACAAGGAGGGUAUUCCACCAGACCAGCAGAGGUUGAUCUUCGCUGGCAAACAGCUUGAGGAUGGGCGCACUCUUGCCGAUUAUAACAUUCAAAAGGAGUCCACCCUCCACCUGGUCCUGCGUCUCAGAGGUGGUAUGCAGAUUUUUGUGAAGACUCUCACUGGCAAGACAAUAACCUUGGAAGUUGAAAGCUCGGACACCAUUGAUAAUGUGAAGGCCAAAAUCCAAGACAAGGAAGGGAUCCCACCAGACCAGCAGAGAUUGAUUUUUGCAGGGAAGCAGCUGGAAGAUGGAAGGACUCUAGCUGAUUAUAACAUUCAGAAGGAGUCAACUCUGCACUUGGUGCUGCGUCUCCGUGGUGGAAUGCAAAUUUUUGUCAAGACCCUGACUGGCAAGACAAUCACCUUGGAGGUUGAGAGCUCAGAUACCAUUGACAAUGUGAAGGCUAAGAUCCAAGACAAGGAGGGGAUUCCACCAGACCAGCAGAGACUGAUCUUUGCUGGAAAGCAGCUGGAGGAUGGCAGAACCCUGGCAGAUUACAAUAUCCAGAAAGAGUCCACACUUCACCUUGUGCUUCGCCUCCGUGGUGGCUUUUAAGCUCAUGAUGUGCCUAUUUAAUGUCUAUGGUUGUGGAGUCUUGCUUUCUCCAUGGUUUAAUGUUCUAUGGUGUUGGAUAAUUUGUUGCCAUCGUUGAAUGGCUUGCUUAAAUAAGUUGUUUGAACCUUUACCUUUUUUUCUUUUUAAAUGUGCUGUUGGUUUAUCGUUUGCAGACUCUGGUUUCAAGAUAUUGAAAUGGCCUUCAUAGGUCAUUGGAAG